Molecule: messenger RNA, 1128 nt
Organism: Lathyrus sativus (Indian pea)
Lineage: Eukaryota; Viridiplantae; Streptophyta; Magnoliopsida; Fabales; Fabaceae
Source: the annotation of a GenBank genome assembly
AUGGCGAAAGAGCUUGAGAUCAAAGCCAAGGAAGCGUUCUUCGAUGACGAUUUUUCUCUAGCCGUUGAUCUCUAUUCUCAGGCCAUAGAACUCGAUCCUGCCAACGCAAAUCUCUUCGCCGACAGAGCUCAAGCACAUAUCAAACUCAACGCUUUCACUGAAGCUGUUUCUGAUGCUAAUAAGGCUAUUCAAUUAAACCCUACUUUAUCAAAGGCUUAUAUCCGCAAGGGGACUGCUUGUAUUAAUCUUGAAGAAUAUCAUACUGCUAAGGUAGCACUUGAAAAGGGUGCUUUGAUUGCACCUGAAGAUUCCAGGUUUACCAAUUUGAUUCAACAAUGUGAACGCUACAUUGCUGAGGAAUCAGAUACUCUUACUGGAAUCCUACCACCAAAUGGGCCCAAAACUUCUGUACCAUCUGUUGAUGAUACCCAUAUGUGUAAUAAAGGCGAUGGAACAGGAGCAUCCGAAGAACCUCAAAGAGACAGUCCCGCAUCCGAAACAAAUGAAGCUGCACCAGUCAGACCAAAAUACAGACAUGAAUAUUACCAAAAGCCUGAAGAAGUGGUUGUCACAAUAUUUGCUAAAGGAAUACCAGCAGACAAUGUUGUUGUGGACUUCGGGGAACAAAUUCUGAGUGUUACCAUUAAUGUUCCUGGCCAAAAUGCAUAUCUUUAUCAACCUCGAUUGUUUGGAAAGAUUAUCCCGGCUAAGUCCAAAGUUUUGGUGUUGUCAACCAAAAUAGAAGUUCGAUUGGCAAAAGCUGAAGCUAUUAAUUGGACAUCUCUGGAAUAUUGCAAGGAUGUGGUUCCCCAGAAGAUAAGCGUGCCUACAAUUCAAUCUGAAAGGCCGACAUAUCCGUCAUCAAAGUCAAGGACUAAGGAUUGGGAUAAGUUGGAAGCUGAAGUGAAAAAAGAGGAGAAAGAAGAAAAGCUUGAUGGUGAUGCUGCUUUGAAUAAAUUGUUCCGUGAUAUUUAUCAAAAUGCAGAUGAGGACAUGAGGAGAGCCAUGAGCAAGUCUUUUCUGGAAUCAAAUGGAACAGUGCUAUCAACUGAUUGGAAAGAAGUGGGAUCAAAGAAGGUGGAAGGAAGUCCUCCAGAAGGCAUGGAAGUGAAGAAAUGGGAGUAUUGA